Messenger RNA from Magnolia sinica, 1884 nucleotides. RefSeq names its product noroxomaritidine synthase-like. The record is from RefSeq and is a predicted model, not a curated record. The transcript has a single exon. The coding region runs from base 20 to 1537 and encodes 505 amino acids. Gene Ontology annotation, molecular function: oxidoreductase activity, acting on paired donors, with incorporation or reduction of molecular oxygen; monooxygenase activity; heme binding. NCBI's taxonomy places the organism in Eukaryota, Viridiplantae, Streptophyta, Magnoliopsida, Magnoliales, Magnoliaceae.
GAUUACGCAAACUCCAACAAUGGCUUGGCAAUUGUUCUUGUUACUACCGUUUGUUUCUUUCUUCUUCCUACGUCGUUGGAUUCAAAAGAAGAAGGUUAAUGUGGAAUGGCCCAUCAUUGGAACGCUCCCAUCCCUCCUCGCCAAUGUCCAUCGCUUGCACGACUGGUUAACCGAUAUCCUCCGUGAAAAAGGCUGCACUGAUGUCCAUAAUACCGCAUUGCUUGCUCAACCAACGAUCAUAACGUGUGAUCCGGCCAACGUCACCUACAUUGCCAGGACCAACUUCUCCAACUUCAACAAGGGCACUCAUUUCUCGCAGACCUUCGAUGCUCUUGGUGAUGGCGUUUUGACCACCGACUCCGAUUCCUGGAAAGCCCAUCGCAAAAUGGCCAACGCCAUCGUCAUCCAUCGGAGUUUCCGUAAAUUCCUAGCAAAGACAGUACAAGAGAAGGCAAGGAAUGGGCUCAUACCUGUUCUCGAGCACACAUCCCAGCAAGACAUGGUUGUGGACUUGCAAGAUGUGUUUCACAGGUUCACCUUCGACAACGCAUGCACCUUAAUUUUCGGUGCUGACCCAGGCUGCCUCUCCAUCGGAUUCCCGACGGUCCCGAUCGCAAAGGCAAUCUAUGAAGGGAGCGAGGCGAUUAUAUUCCGAAAUGUCAUGCCAAAUUUCUGGUGGAAGUUUCAAAGAUGGUUAAAGAUUGGAGAAGAGAAGAAGCUGGCAAAUGCAAAGGAGGUAAUAGAUAAUUUCAUUGCCCAUUAUAUUUCAGUCAAAAGAGAAGAUCUUGAGAAACUUGGAAAAGCAGAGGCUGAAGAUGCAACCGAUAUGCUAACAUCCUACAUGGAUUAUCAGUGCAACGAUGAAACGGGUCAGCUGAAAUCUGAUAAAUUCCUCCGCGACUCUGUUAUGAACUUGCUCAUUGCCGGCAAGGACACCACCAGCUCUGCUCUCACAUGGUUCUUCUGGCUAAUAUCAAAUAACCCAAGUGCAGAAACCAAGAUCGUUGAAGAACUGAGGUCGAUUGUGGCUAACGUUGAUAGUGAGAGAGAGAAGAAGCUGAGUGUGUUGGACGUCAAAAAUCUGAGCCAGUUGGUUUAUCUAAACGCUGCCUUGUGUGAAUCACUGAGGCUCUAUCCAGCUGUUCCAAUCGUCCCAAGGGUGGCAUUGGAGGCAGAUGUUCUACCGUCGGGCCACAAGAUCUGUCCGGGGAUGAUGGUCUAUUGCUCUUUGUAUGCAAUGGGUAGGAUGGAGAAGAUCUGGGGCAAUGACUGCAUGGAGUUCAAACCCGAGAGGUGGAUUGGAGAAGAUGGGACAUUGUCAAUUGAACAUUCUAACAAGUUCUUAACGUUCUUUACAGGGCCAAGGACUUGUUUGGGUAAGGACAUAGCUCUCACUCAAAUGAAGGUGGUUGUGGCUGCAUUGCUCUAUAACUUCCAUGUUCAAGUGGUGGAAAGCCAGCCCGCGGCUCAUGAGAUUUCCGUGGCCCUUCCUAAGAAGAAUGGGUUGAUGGUUAGGGUGCGAGAGAGGUGUGGUUAGCCAUGGUCUGAUGAUGGUAAUGGUGCAUGUGUGAUAGACGGUAGAUUCUGUUGCAAUGGAGUGGUUAUAAGAUCAUUGUGGUAGUGUAAUGUACGUAUAAACCUUAGGGGGUGUUUGGUUGCUGGUCGUUACAUUUCUAAGAGCAUUAUGUUUUAGUUUUCAUGAAAUUUUUUAAGUGGGGGGAUGUUUGGUUGAAACGGCUGGACAGAACCUCAGUGUAUGUACGUGUAAACCUUAGGGCAUGUUUGGUUGUGUAAUGUACUUGUAAACCUUAGGGAAUGUUUGGUUGCUGGUUUUUUACAUUUCUCAAAAAUAUUAGGCCGAAUCUUACAUUCCCGGGCAUAAAA